AUGGCCGACAUCCUAACCCAACUCCAGACCUGUCUAGACCAGCUAGCAACUCAAUUCUACGCAACCCUCUGCUACCUAACAACAUACCACGACAACGCACCCGCAACACCACCAGACGUCCCAGACACUGCCCCAGCUCUCGCGAAGAUCUCCAAAACUUCCUCCGCGCCUCCCGUUCCCGCCUCGGCACCCUUAUCAGCUCAGCAGCAAGCCCUUGGUACGGGACAGUCGCAGAAACAGCAACAGCAACAACAACAAGAAGAGCGAAAAGACGGACAGCGACAGCAACAAGACACAGGUACCGGCGCAGGUGCAAGCGCAGGGGCAGUAUCAGACCCAAACGUCCCGCCCGAGCCAGACUCGCCGCAGACCUUUGCGCGGAGACAGCGUGAACUGGCGCGUGACCUGAUCAUCAAGGAACAGCAGAUUGAGUAUCUGAUUUCUGUGCUUCCGGGGAUUGGGUCAUCAGAGGCGGAGCAAGAGAACCGGAUUCGUGAGUUGGGGAAAGAGUUGAGGAGGGUCGAGGGGGAGAAGGAGGAAAAGGCGAGGGAAUUGAGGGUUCUGAGGAGGAGGUUAGAGAGGAUGUUGGAGGCUGUUCAGGUUGGGAUUUAUGGUGAUCGUGGGAGGUUCACAGGAAAUGAAAAAUAA
Molecule: messenger RNA, 648 nt
Organism: Monascus purpureus
Lineage: Eukaryota; Fungi; Ascomycota; Eurotiomycetes; Eurotiales; Aspergillaceae
Source: the annotation of a GenBank genome assembly